AACGGCGCCUGGUAUCACACCCAUACCUACUUAAUAUUAUCCUUCUCCCUCACACCGUCUCCUCGGGUCCUCCCAAACCUCUGGAAUUUGGACCCCCCGUGUCAACCAACCUGUCACAGUCCAAUUUCACUGCAGGCUGACUUAACCCGACUCUAACUCCCCUGCUCUAGACAGCUUUUGCCACCGCAUCUUCUGCUUCAUUUAUUUCUCCCAUCUUGCCCUCUCGUGCAUUAGUUUCAUUCGACCAUUUUUCCCACUCGGCUAAUCCGCCCAAACAUCCCUCGUACUGGGAUCGAUCGAACUGGUGGCAUUCCUUGCCAAGUAUAUCACCACUAUCGCUGGAAGGCGCCCAUGAAAGAUUCGAUUGGAUUGUGGGAUUGAAAACUGCAUCGUCAUCUAUUUAUCGUCCAAUCGAGAAUUCGACUCAACCCCCGAUCGUAUUCACCCAAUUGCAACCGGUUCAUCUCUAGCAUCAUUUGUUGGACACCAGCGCCACUCGACCACCCGAAGCAACAUGUCGAGCCCGACCGAUCCCACCCGCCCUGGCAAGGGUAAGCAGGAAGGCCUGGGCAAGUAUAUCAAGCGCAUGAGCACCGCCUUGAAGAGGACCUCUACCUCCAAGUCUGUCGCUGGAUCUGCCGCCGAAAGAUCCCCCACCCAGGAAACCACCCCGACCGCGGCACCUAAAUCCAAGACCAAGCCGGCCGCGACCAAGGAACCCGCCUUCAAACCUGCGCCGCCACAGCCCGCCAUGCUGUCCCACUGGAGCGUUGUGCAGGAGGAGAAGGCUCGCGCCCUCUUCGCCAAAUACGGCAUGACUCUCGACCCGGGCGAGUGGAAGUCACCCAACGACGUGACCGUCCAACGCGUGACCAAGCCGAUCCGCAUGAGAGUGCGCCGCACCUGCCACCGCUGCCAGACCACCUUCGGCCCCGACAAGCUCUGCGUCAACUGCCAGCAUGUCCGCUGCAAGAAGUGCCCCCGCCAUCCCGCCGCCAAGUCCCACGAUCACGGCCAGCAGAACACCGAGGCCGCCCUCAAGGCCAUUCUCGCCCGCAAAGCGAACCCGGCCAUGGCUGCCACCAAGCGCAAGGAACCCGAACUGACGCUGCCUUCUCGCACCGGCGGCCAGGACCUGGUGCGCCGCCCGAUCGUGCAGAGAGUUCGCCGCACCUGCCACCGCUGCUGCGUUGUCUUCGCUUCGGGUACCAAUGAAUGCGCCAGCUGCCAUCACAUUCGGUGCAAGAAGUGUCCUCGCGACCCGCCCAAACUCCACAAAUAUCCCGAUGGAUACCCGGGCGAUGCCGAACCUCCCCGCGAGCAGCCCCCGCGUGCGUGGCGAAAGCCACGCCAGCGCGUUCGCUACACCUGCCAUCAGUGCUCGACCGUUUACCGAUCGGGCGAGAAGUUGUGCUCGAACUGCGGCCAGGAGAAGGGUCCGCAGACUCUCCGCGACCCGCCCAAGAAGCAGCGACCCGAGCCCGACCCCGCGAUCGUAAAGCAAGUGGAGGAACGACUGGCCAAGGUCAACUUGGACCUGAAACCGGGCGAAUAAGCUACAGACAUUCAACCAGCUAUCCGCGUACGCGGUUCUCACUCAGCUUAUUCCGGUCAUUCGGCAGCAAAACCAACUUUUGCGUCCACUCCUUACGAUAACGAUUCCCCUUGACAUUUUACUCUACUUCUUUCAAGCGCAGCGAAGAGACACUGCCCAGUGCCUACGGGCAGAAGGCCAUCAUCCGUCUCUGGAUCAGCUUUUAUUAUUCAUCAAAACAUUUUACACACCACUACACAAUGUCACCCACGUUGUUCAGUUGACCCGGUCAAGCGAACCAACCAUUCAACCAGUUCAACCCAGUUCAAUGCAAAUCGUAAAA
Molecule: messenger RNA, 1877 nt
Organism: Aspergillus candidus
Lineage: Eukaryota; Fungi; Ascomycota; Eurotiomycetes; Eurotiales; Aspergillaceae
Exons: 4
Coding region: 515-1555 (346 amino acids)
Source: RefSeq, a predicted model, not a curated record